AUGAUUGCGCAAAAGUUGGCACAACUUAACGAAAGUACUAACCGCUGGCGUUAUCAACGAUCACGUGAAAUAGUGGUACCAGAAUCACGUGGGAUACUAAGUCAACGAAAAAGUGCCCUGUUGAAAAAACAUGUACUGUAUACGCUUUAUUCUCCUUCAUGGUUGACUAAUUUCAGAAAAAAGGAUUUAUUUUAUUUGAUAAGAUUUACAAAUCGUUCUUGA
This is a messenger RNA of Acanthocheilonema viteae, 222 nucleotides long. Lineage: Eukaryota; Metazoa; Nematoda; Chromadorea; Rhabditida; Onchocercidae. The record is from the annotation of a GenBank genome assembly.